GACGUGCGCUCCUCUCACGCCGGCUUUCAAACGCUUUCAUCAUUCUUGUCGCACACUGACUGAGAUUUAAGGUCAGCAGCAACAUACAGCGCUGGAUAGAGAAAUACUUUUUUUCUCCUACUGAAACAUGGAUACCGGUGUUGGCGUAGAGAGCGCACCUAUUGCCUCAUGGAGGGAAUGUUUUGUAAUCCAGAGGGUCCGCAUGUUGGUACCUGUUGGAUUCAAGAGCGAAAUAAAAGCGCUGUCAAAACUUUCACUACCAGUGAUGAUAUCCCUGCUCAUGAGUUUUUCAGUGAGUUUCGUUAGUACGAUAUUUUGUGGCCAUCUGGGGAAGACAGAGCUGGCAGGAGUGUCUCUGGCCAUUGCAGUUAUUAAUGUUACAGGUGUAUCUGUUGGAUUUGGUUUGACAUCAGCAUGUGAUACUCUGGUUUCUCAGACCUUUGGAAGUGGUAACCUCCUGAAAAUUGGAGUUAUUCUGCAGCGGGCCAUCCUCAUUUUGCUCCUGGCUUGUUUCCCCUGCUGGGCCAUCCUCAUCAACACAGAGCCUAUCCUGCUGGCAAUCAGACAAGAACCAGAAGUGGCAAGGUUGUGUCAGAUGUAUGUGAAGAUCUUUAUGCCAGCACUUCCUGCUGCAUUCAUGUACUCAUUAGAAGUAAGUUAUCUGGAAAACCAGGGCAUUAUAUGGCCACAGGUAAUCACAGGCUUUGCUGUCAAUCUUCUGAAUGCUCUCAUCAACUACAUCGUUCUCUUCGUGUUAAAUCUUGGAGUUGCAGGUUCUGCUAUAGCCAACACCAUUUCCCAGUUCUCCAUGGCUGGAAUUCUCUUUGUUUAUAUCUUAUGGAAAGGUCUUCAUAAGGCCACUUGGGGAGGUUGGUCUCGAGAGUGCCUCAGGGACUGGGGCUCGUACAUCCACUUGGCUAUCCCAGGCAUGAUCAUGAUGUGUGCUGAAUGGUGGACAUAUGAGAUUGGAGGCUUUCUGGCAGGUCUCAUAAGUGAAGUGGAACUUGGAGCUCAAGCAGUUGUGUAUGAAUUGUCAAAUGUUGCGUACAUGUUCCCCAUGGGUUUCAGCAUAGCGGGCAGCGUAAGAGUUGGAAAUGCUUUGGGAGGUGGAGAAACAGAGCGGGCCAAGCUGUCUGCUAAAACAUCAAUGUUCUGUGCAGUGUCAGUGUCUGUAUGUUUGGCAGCUCUCAUUGGGGGCCUAAAGGACCACAUCUCUUACGUCUUUACAUAUGAUGAACAAAUCAGGCAAAGAGUUUCUGAUGUCAUAUCUUUUUAUGCUCCUUUCAUUCUACUAGAUGCAACAUCUGCUGCCUUGGGUGGUAUAAUAAGAGGAGCAGGUAAACAGAAAGUUGGAGCUAUUUGCAACAUUUUGGGAUAUUAUGGUGUUGGCUUUCCGAUUGGAGUGUCACUGAUGUUUGCAGCCAAAUUAGGAAUCAAGGGUCUGUGGACAGGCUUGUUAACUUGUGUGUUCCUGCAGUGUUUCGUCCUGAUUUUCUAUUUGAUAAAAAUGAACUGGAAAAGGGUCACAGUUGAGGCUCAGGUCAGAGCAGGAGUGCGUGGAAGCUCCACAGACACAGGUACCCAACCAGAUGACUCUGGGAACUCAGAGGUUCAAGCUGACACCACUGACCUGAUGGAUACUGAGGAGGAACCUGCAGUGAGAUCAGCUGAAGUGGAGCUCUCUUACAGAACUCUGGUCCUGCGUAGGGGCCUGGCUCUGGCUGCCAUGCUGUUCAUCUUGGCUGUUGGUAUUAUUUUAAAUCUGCUAAUAAUCAACUUGGCUACCUGAUUAUGAGUAAGGUCAAACUUAUUCAGUGAAAUAACUCCCAAGCCUCCAGCGCCACUUUGCCAGGAGGGCUCAGCAAUAUGCAAGCAUUUGCAAAGCAGGCAGUAACAGAGGUCACAAGCAGGCCCUAAGGCAGAUGAGCAGAAAAUGAAAGAGGGGUCUAUCGAUAAAUCAGUAUAAGCAAUAUAUUCCUCGUAAUUGAGAAGAAUAUUUAAUA
This is a messenger RNA of Archocentrus centrarchus (flier cichlid), 2003 nucleotides long. RefSeq names its product multidrug and toxin extrusion protein 1-like. Gene Ontology annotation, biological process: xenobiotic detoxification by transmembrane export across the plasma membrane. The coding region runs from base 128 to 1789 and encodes 553 amino acids. Gene Ontology annotation, cellular component: membrane. The record is from RefSeq and is a predicted model, not a curated record. NCBI's taxonomy places the organism in Eukaryota, Metazoa, Chordata, Actinopteri, Cichliformes, Cichlidae. Gene Ontology annotation, molecular function: antiporter activity; xenobiotic transmembrane transporter activity. The transcript is spliced from 17 exons.